Zonotrichia leucophrys gambelii is the source of this 1392-nucleotide messenger RNA. Its product is annotated as keratin, type I cytoskeletal 19-like. The record is from RefSeq and is a predicted model, not a curated record. The transcript has 8 exons. The coding region runs from base 1 to 1392 and encodes 463 amino acids. Gene Ontology annotation, cellular component: cytoskeleton; keratin filament. Gene Ontology annotation, biological process: intermediate filament organization; epithelial cell differentiation. Gene Ontology annotation, molecular function: structural molecule activity. NCBI's taxonomy places the organism in Eukaryota, Metazoa, Chordata, Aves, Passeriformes, Passerellidae.
AUGAGUUGCAACAUUAAGGAGACCAUUACCGUGUCUAGCAAAGGCAGGAGCAGCGGUGGCAGCUGCAUCAUUGGUGGUGGUGGUGGUGGAGCACGGAUUUCUUCCUUUGGCAUAGGCAGUGGCAGAGGUUUUUCUGGAAGGAGCUACUGCGGUGGAGUGAAUUAUGGAGGGGGACUGAGUGUUGGGAGCUUGGCUGGUGGGAGCUAUGGAGGUGGCAACUGCUAUGGCAAUGGCCUCGGGUUUGGCCUCGGAGGCGGUGUGGUUGUUGGGGGUCUUGGUGGCGACUGCUUGCUUUCAUCCUGCGAUGAGAAGGUCACCAUGCAGAACCUCAAUGACCGCCUGGCCUCCUACCUGGACAAGGUGAAGUGCUUGGAGAAGGAGAAUGCUGAGCUGGAGUGCAGGAUCAGAGAGUGGUACGCAACACAGGGCCUCUCCUGCGAGCCCCGCGACUACAGCUGCUACUACAAAGAGAUUGAAGAUCUCCAGAACCAGAUUGUCUGCGCAACCAUUGAUAACAACAAGAUCAUCCUGGACAUUGAUAACAGCAGGAUGGCUGCUGAUGAUUUCCGUGUGAAGUACGAGACGGAGCUGGCGCUGCGCCAGAGCGUGGAGGCCGACAUCAACGGGCUGCGCCAGGUGCUGGACCAGCUGACGCUGUGCAGGUCUGACCUGGAGGCACAGCUGGAGUCGCUGCGGGAGGAGCUCUGCUGCCUGAAGAAGAACCAUGAGGAGGAGAUGAGUUGCCUGAGGAAGCAAUCAACUGGAGAUGUGAGUGUGGAGGUCAAUGCCUGCCCGGGACCAGAUCUCAGGCAAAUCUUGGAGGAUUUGAGAUGCCAGUAUGAAACACUGAUAGCGCGCAACCGCAAGGAAGUCGAGGAUUGGUACGAGUGCAAGAUUGAGGAGGUGAAUCGGGAGGUUAUUACAAGUGGUCAGGAGGUGGAGACGUGCAACAACCAAGUGACUGAACUGAGACGCCAAUUGCAAACCCUGGAAAUCGAUCUCCAAGCUCAGCUCAGCCAGAGAAAUAACUUGGAAUCAUCUCUGGCUGAAACAGAGUGCCAGUACAACUCUCUCCUCAGUGAGCUACAGAACCAGAUCACGUGUGUGGAGCAGCAGUUGGCUGAAAUAAGAGCAGAAAUCGAGUGCCAGAACCAAGAGUACAAGACCUUACUGGACGUCAAGUGCCGCCUGGAGCAGGAGAUCCAGACCUACCGGUGCUUGUUGGAAGGAGGACAGCAGGACCUCAUUCACGGAGGAGGAAUGGGAACUGGUGGAGGGGUCAUUAGGACGAGCCACACCUACACAACAACUUCAGGUGCCCACUGCCAGGCCCAGGUCCCACCCUGCAAGACUGGAGACAUACAAGUGACCUGCAGGAGAAUUUGUGAUUAA